GUCUGUUCUAUAAUGGAUACCUAUGAGUCUGAAGGCACUGUUAUAUUGAAGCAAUAUGGUGUUAAAGAUGCUCAAGACCCCAAGAACAGGCAGUGCUUCUUGUAUCCAGAUUUUCUAGCUUUGGACUUUACUGGUUGUCGUAACAGCUUGAACUUUCCAAACAUGGCUUUUAUGAUUAGAUCAGAUGAACCUCGUGGUCAAAUUGUAGCAACAUUUGUAAGUAACAAAGAAAUGAUACCAGUUGUUAACCUGAUGUUUGAUCAGGACCAGGAAGAAUUUGAUCAAUGGAAAAUUACUAUCUUGGAUGCAAAAGAGUUUCAGUCUGCUAUCAGAAUUACAAACUUAGUUAUUGCAGAAACUGUUACAUCUUAUUUUCGAACACACUAG
Dentiscutata heterogama is the source of this 387-nucleotide messenger RNA. NCBI's taxonomy places the organism in Eukaryota, Fungi, Glomeromycota, Glomeromycetes, Diversisporales, Gigasporaceae. The record is from the annotation of a GenBank genome assembly.